Molecule: messenger RNA, 2159 nt
Organism: Cicer arietinum (chickpea)
Lineage: Eukaryota; Viridiplantae; Streptophyta; Magnoliopsida; Fabales; Fabaceae
Product: inactive leucine-rich repeat receptor-like protein kinase CORYNE
Biological process (GO): protein phosphorylation
Molecular function (GO): ATP binding; protein kinase activity
Source: RefSeq, a predicted model, not a curated record
AAAAAGAUUUGAUGUUGUUUAGAGAGAGAAACAAGACUCACACAAAACACAAUCAUUCAUUCACUAUACAUGUUGUUUUUGUUAAUGUUUGUGUGAGUGAGCCUGUCACUGUUAUAGCACAUAGCUCCCAACUCCAAUGACAUUGCAGUUUCUGAGGAGGGUUUGUGUUUGUUUUUCUGUCUUCAUCAAACUUUGUUUCUCUUCAACUUUUUGACUUUCUGUUGUUUCAAAGCAAAAAAGGAACCAACUUUGUUUCUGGGUCUUGUUCCUUUUGCUUAAUUUUGUUAGUCCCUCAUUGCUAUCACACCUUAGAAUAGUUGUUUGUUCAUGUUCUUGUUUUCUUUUGUUGGUUCAAAUUCUUGUUCUCAUUUGCAUAAAGGUACAAAAUUUAUGUGUGUGAGAGAGGAGAAUAAAAAAAAUGGGAAUUUUAUUUUUGGGUAGAAAAUGAUAAGGAUUCUCUUAUGAAGUCUUUCUUGUGAAGAUUUUUGUUUGAAAAAAUGAAAAGUUUGUAGAAUAUGCUUAUUCUUAUUCUUAUGCUUAUACUCUUUCUUAACACAACCCAUUUUAGCAUAGAGUGUAAAAAUUUAAUCUUUUUCAUAUGGGUUUUUUGAGUAGUUUAAGAAGUUCAGUUCAUGCUUGAUUUAAUGUUUCUAACAUUGAUUUGUAGUUGUGUUUUUGUUUUUUGUGUUUCAAUGUUUCAUAAAAAACACACCUUUUUCCUUCUUUUGUUGUUGUUUAGUUUGAAUCAUAACACUGUGCAAUGCCAAGGAAGAUUGAGUAAACACAUAGCUUAUGAGUCUCCAUCACCAUCAUCAAAUUACAAAGAUGAUUCUAGGAAGAUAAUUUUCAGUAUAGUUUUAGGAGCAACCACUGGACUAAUAGGUUCAAUUCUGUUUGCAUUUAUAGUUCGUUGUGUUGUUCAAUAUCUAAAUAGAACACCAAUCCUCAAAGGACCUGUGAUAUUCUCACCAAAGAUUGCACCAAAGACACUUCAAUCAGCUUUAACAAAAGAAAACACUUUGCUUGGUUCAAGUCCAAAUGGAAAAUACUACAAAACAGUUCUUGAGAAUGGUUUAACAAUUGCUGUCAAAAGGGUCACACCCUUUGAGGGAAAUUCACAAGAGAGUAGGAGAAAAUCAGUGAAGAGGGGAAUUCAAUUGGAGCUUGAGCUUCUAGCUAGCUUAAGACAUAGGAAUUUGAUGAGUUUGAGAGCCUACGUCCGCGAAAACGACGGGUUUUCGUUGGUUUAUGAUUAUGUUUCAACUGGUAGUCUUGCCGAUGUGAUGAAUAGAGUUAGGGAAAAUGAGUUGAUGCUUGGUUGGGAAGUUAGGUUAAGGAUUGCUGUUGGUGUUGUGAAGGGACUUCAAUAUCUUCAUUUCACUUGUGUGCCUCAGAUUCUGCAUUUUAAUUUGAAGCUUACAAAUGUUAUGUUGGAUGGUGAGUUUGAACCUAGGUUGGCUGAUUAUGGUUUGGCUAAACUUCUACCAAAUUUGGAUAGAGGGGUUUCUGUCAACAGCCCUCCGGAAUGUUUCCAUAAUUGCAGCAGGUACACAGAAAAAAGUGACAUAUUCAGUUUUGGCACGAUACUAGGCGUUUUAUUAACCGGUAAGGACCCUACCGAUCCAUUCUUUGGAGAGCCCUCCCGAGGAGGAAGUUUAGGAAGUUGGCUACGGCACUUGAAGCAAGCCGGUGAGGAACGAGAAGCUAUAGAUAAGAGUAUUUUAGGCGAACAAGGCGAAGAAGAUGAGAUGCUAAUGGCUGUUGGGAUUGCUGCUGCAUGUUUAUCGGAUAUGCCUGCAGAUAGGCCUUCUAGUGAUGAGCUUGUUCACAUGCUAACACAACUCAAUAGUUUUUGAAAGCAUACAUUCAUUUUUUUCUGUUUCUUGAGAGGUUUUUUUGCUUUGUUCUCACCCUUUUUUCUAUAAUAAAGAUGUUAGGUGUUUUUGGUUGGUCAUGAUUCUUGUGUAAUUCAUUGGUUUGCAUUAUCUUCUUGGUUUUCAUGGUGUGGUUGAUAUUUUGUUUCUUUUUUUUAUUUUUUAUUUUGUUCUGGUUUUGUAGAUUACCUGGUUGUUUUUUUGGUCACACUAGUAAAUAUAUAUUAUGUUUGUAAAUGACUAGUGAUUUUAACAUUUAACUAAGUAUUGUUUCCUUAGCCAGCA